AUGGAGAAAGAUCUGGCAGAAAUGAAAGCCAAGCAACACGAAAUUUUGACGUGCGUGCAACGAUUGACGAUUGCGGUUGAAAGCCUUCAAAUGUCGGUAAACUCCAAGAGUAUUGAUAUUGCUGUCAUCGGAGGUUUAAAUUUUAAAACAAAUCAGUAUCUUUCUUCUGUCGAGCGAUUUAACUUGUUCAACCAAACCUGGACCCAACUGCCUCGGUUGAAAAUAGCUCGAUACGCUUCUGCAGCUGUGAUGUUUGAGAAUCAAGUGUUUGUUUGUGGCGGGGGCGCCGGCAACGACCCUGAUACGCCUCUAGAUCCUCUGGAUAGCGUAGAAGUAUUGGAUCUGAAUGAUAAUCCUCCAGAAUGGCACGAGUUUUCUGUCAAUAUUCCGAUCAAGGUCACUGGUCACACGUGCGUCGUCCAUGGGAAUCGUUUGCUGAUUAUUGGUGGCCAAAUGAAGUCAGGUGAGAUAUCGGAUACGAUAUACGAGCUUCUCCUUGUUCCACCAUAUUCAUCCAAGUUGCUUUGUCACAUGAAGAAGAAACGAGCGUACCAUGGCGUGGAGUUGUUCGAUGAUAAGGUUUUAAUCGCUGGUGGAGAUGGAGCGGAAACCGAUGUGGAAAUAUUCGACAUAGCAAGAAAUGAAUGUGUUGAAAUGUCACCACUGCCAUCUCCUCUUUCGUCUAUGGGCACAGUUCGGCGUGGCGACACCAUGCUUUUGAUUGGAGGCAUGAAGAAUAACGAAACCAGCAAUAAGAUUAUCGA
Messenger RNA from Paramuricea clavata, 764 nucleotides. The record is from the annotation of a GenBank genome assembly. NCBI's taxonomy places the organism in Eukaryota, Metazoa, Cnidaria, Anthozoa, Malacalcyonacea, Plexauridae.